Messenger RNA from Stylophora pistillata, 837 nucleotides. RefSeq lists its product as uncharacterized. NCBI's taxonomy places the organism in Eukaryota, Metazoa, Cnidaria, Anthozoa, Scleractinia, Pocilloporidae. The record is from RefSeq and is a predicted model, not a curated record.
AUGUAUUUUUCUCUUUAUCGUUUUACAAAAUGUGUAGUAAACGAAAGUGGAUAUGAUGGGGAAGACGAAGCCACGUUGUCAGAUGAUAGAGACCAAGUUAGAGAACCCGUUAACGGAAGUGGAUAUGAGGGGAAUGACGAAGCGACGUCAACUGAUUCAUCAGACGAUAAAAAGCUACAUACUGUAAACGAAAAUGGAUACGAUGGGGAAGACGAAGCCACGUUGUCAGAUGAUGGAAACCAAGUUUUUGCAGUUGCGAGUAAGGAACAGAGAGGUGAAACAAGUGUAAGUGUAGAAAAAUUGUUAUACAGUGCCAGCACUGGCGUACAGGAGGAUCUCGAAAAGAUGCCCUACCAUGGAUACGAAACUGGAGCAAGGAUAACCCCAAGCUGCACCCACCGCCGAGAAAACGAACAAGAGCGUGAUGGUACGUGUCGAAGUGGACCAGAGAUACUGGCGGAUGAUCCGCAGCAAAACGCACAAUCUAUCGAAAGUUUGAACUCUGACCAGAAUCGGUCGCCAGACAAGACGGGACGUCGUGAAGAAACAAGCCGAAAUGGGACAAGUGAUGUAUUACCACUUCAACAGGAGAGGACAGAUUCACUUGAGGGUUCCAUCACAUGAAGUAUUUAAAGUCUAUUUACAUUUUGCACAGACCUCUGUGUGAUUUUUUAUUUGGGCACUCUUGUUUAUAUAUGUAAAUAGUUAACGGCAAUUACAAGUGUUAUUCAGGAGUUAAAAAGAGACCAAAAAGAUAUAAACAUAAGUUGACAAACAUGUAUAUUUUAAUGGUAAAUAUUAAGGUCAUGUUUCUGCGUACAGCAGAAUUGUUUUCCA